AUGCCCUGGGAAGUGGCUUGGAUGGGAGUUACAAGUGCCACUUAUGAGCUGCUCCAGUGCGGCUCCUUCAGCACCGAGCAAUGUGGUUGGGCAGCCGAGACCUUCUCGGACAUGCAGUGCAAGAUCACCCGACUGCAGUGCAAGAACAAGGCCGAUUGCAACACAGCAGGGCGCUGCGAGUACGAAGCAGAUGAUUGGCAGAUCGAAGAGAACGGGGGCCUUUGCGUCACCCCGACCAGCUUCAGUGGCGAUUCGCCCUACCAACCCGAUCGAGAUUUAUGGAACGACUGCUCACAGUUGGGUGGUGAGAUGCGGUCCUACGGAUGUUGGAUGAGGGACAUCUCCACCAAGGAUGCCUGUCAGCAGGCGAGUGCCAAGUGGUUCAAUUGGGCACCCAGCAAGUCCAAGUGCGAGGUCCCAGGCUAUGCCUGGAAGAAAGGCGACGUCGCACGGGGUCACAUGGCAGCUCUGAGCAGGGCUGGAACGCCGGGCCCGAGCGAUUGUUCAAAGAGCCCUACAGCGGAAGCUGACGGCAAUGCUGGACACCAAUCCUGCGAGGAAGAACGCAGCAGUGCAGGGCAAAUUCAGCAGGUGUUGGCGAAGAACAAGAAACUCAGUUGGCUGGAAGGCUGGAAGGCGAGGCUUGGCAGAUGCUCCAAGCAGCAGACAAGGCUGACGCGCUCAUUCAAACCGGAGUUGAAAGGACGCGGCGACUCUCCCUCCAGCCCCAAGCGGUAA
Molecule: messenger RNA, 738 nt
Organism: Durusdinium trenchii
Lineage: Eukaryota; Dinophyceae; Suessiales; Symbiodiniaceae
Source: the annotation of a GenBank genome assembly